AGGGUUAAAAAAAAGGUACAACGGGUCGAUGUCAAUGCAAAUUGUCAGAGAAAAAUCGCGCUCAUUCAUUUCGUAGUCAAACCAAAUUUGCAUAAAAUUUCCAGUUCCAAGUCGCCAGCAUGUCCGAUUGCGGAAAACCGGAGGAGAAAUGCUUGAAGAAAUCGAACAUCCUGGUGUAUCAGCAACCGUCCGGACAACGGACAGAACGCAAACGGGACGAUUGCAAGGGACGAGUAAAAAUCCCGCUUUGCAAGCCCCAGCCUAAACCCAUCCGAGUAUGCACCGGGGCCGAUCUAAGAAAAAUGUGCUCACCCAAAGUGUGCCCAUGUGAACCAUCGAAGAAAAAACCCUUCGGAAUUCUCCGAGUGCUGGGUAGCAAUUCAUCAAUCAUUUUCCAUCAGUUUGCAAUGAGCUUCCAGCUAAAAAUUCCUACUGUUGCAGGCUUUGGGUUUAAAUCCGCGCUAGCUGCAGCUGCAGUGUACAUCACAUACGAUAUGGGCAUAUGGGGAUCAACGGAAGAAACGCAAAAUUUGUACGGGAACGCCUGCACUUUGUUUGGACAACCGCAGCCCAAAAAGAACAGCAAAUGGGACCCGCCGUCCUGUGAGGCUGAAAGCGGGUUUUUUUCGAAGCCCAACUACAAGCCAUACGACUACUGCCAGGAUCCUCCGAUUAGAGCCGAGGAGUCUUUCUUGAAAUUCAAACAUAUGUGGAACAGAAGUGUGUCGUAUAUCUUCCAUGGCAUUGCCAACUUCCCUGGCAAUUUAACCGGUAAAGACAGUAAACUGAAGCCGGAUGAAGAGGCAACGAAGCCAAAGGAGUGCAUCUCUUACAAGCAGCUCAGCGAUGCGGAGCUAGAAAAGAUCAAGUCCAUUUACAAAUAGAGCCGAACUGCGGCUGUUUCAAUAAAGCUCUCAGCAGUU
Dendroctonus ponderosae (mountain pine beetle) is the source of this 923-nucleotide messenger RNA. RefSeq lists its product as uncharacterized. The record is from RefSeq and is a predicted model, not a curated record. Bases 120 to 884 code for a protein of 254 amino acids. The transcript is spliced from 3 exons. Gene Ontology annotation, biological process: cristae formation. Lineage: Eukaryota; Metazoa; Arthropoda; Insecta; Coleoptera; Curculionidae. Gene Ontology annotation, cellular component: mitochondrial crista junction; MICOS complex.